This is a messenger RNA of Pyricularia pennisetigena, 2229 nucleotides long. RefSeq lists its product as uncharacterized. Gene Ontology annotation, cellular component: kinesin complex; microtubule. The record is from RefSeq and is a predicted model, not a curated record. Gene Ontology annotation, biological process: microtubule-based movement; DNA repair. Gene Ontology annotation, molecular function: microtubule motor activity; DNA binding; ATP hydrolysis activity. NCBI's taxonomy places the organism in Eukaryota, Fungi, Ascomycota, Sordariomycetes, Magnaporthales, Pyriculariaceae. The transcript has 2 exons. The coding region runs from base 1 to 2229 and encodes 742 amino acids.
AUGUCGGUUCGCGUCGUGGCCAGGAUAAGACCUCUCCUCGAGAAGGAGCUGGAGAAGGACAUUAUUGUUCGACCUCACGGCCAAGAAGGGAAACAACCAAAUGUGGUCAAGAUUCCAAGCCCGAAGAAUCCAUCCGAGGAGUUUUCCUUUACCUUCAACAGCGUCUACGACAUGUCGACUUCACAGGAGACUCUGUUUACAUCCGAGGUUGCUCCUCACGUCAAAUCCCUGUUCCAAGGUCUCGAUGUCACGAUUUUCGCCUAUGGCGUCACCGGCACCGGCAAGACGCACACGAUGCGUGGUGGCCUUAGACUGGCAGAGCGCGGAGUGAUCCCCCGUCUUCUGUCUGCCGUUUUCCGUCGCGGCAAGAAGAUCAUGAAGGACUCGGACGGCGAAACCACGGUUGACGUUGCCUUGUCAUACUACGAAAUUUACAAUGACAAGGUCUUUGACCUGCUCGAACCCCCAGAGAAGCGAACCCCAUCCGGCCUGCCCCUGCGCGAGGCCAACAACAAGACGUAUGUCGUUGGCUUGUCGGAACGGCAAUGCGUCGACCUCAAGGACUUUGAGAACCUCUACAUUGAGGCAAACAACAAUCGGGUCACGGCAGCAACCAAAUUGAAUGCUCAUAGCAGUCGCAGUCAUGCUAUUCUACGCGUCAAGGUUACACAGACCACGGGCGACACAGUAAAAGAGAGCACAGCCUCUGCCAUAGACCUUGCCGGAUCAGAAGACAACCGUCGCACAGACAAUGGCAAGGAGCGCCUGGUCGAGUCUGCGGCAAUCAACAAAAGUCUAUUUGUUCUUUCGCAGUGUGUCGAUGCGAUAUCUCGCGGCGAGAAGCGCAUCCCGUAUCGAGAAUCCAAGAUGACACGUAUUCUAUCCCUGGGCCAGAACAACGGCAUCACCAUCAUGAUCCUCAACCUCUCGCCCAUGCGUGCGUACCAUCUGGAUACUCUGAGCAGUCUGAAUGUCAGCUCGCGUGCCAAACGCAUCGAAGUUCGUGAGAUUGAAAAUGAGGUUGUGUACAAACAAUUCCCUCGCACCAACUCGGGCGGUCCAGCCCUAGGCAGGCAGCCUCUGCGACCGCUUGCCAACGCUCAUAACACGGCCGCCAUCUCCAAGCCCGGCUCCACCUCUGCUGCUGACAAGCCAGAGAAGGAGAAGCCUACGAAACUGUUCAACGUCUACAAAAGUCCAGCGCCUGCAAAGCCUCCCAAGCCUGCCGCACUAGCCUUGGCCAACAAGCCCACCACGGCCAACAUGUCGAUGCCGCGUGCCAAAGCAGCGCCGGUCAGCCCGACGAAGCGCAAGCCCGAAACGACCGAAUCAAACCUCAGCCUCCCGCGCCCAUCAAAACUGAUCCGCCCCUCCCAGACAGUCCCGAGGCAGCUGCUUGGCCCAUCAGCGGUGCCAUCGUUUCCCUCCAUGACCGCCGAGCAAAUUGAGGCUAUGGUUGAGCGCAAGGUCGCUGAGGUUCUUGCUGCGCGUGCAGCUGCUGAAACGCAAGCUGCGCCUGCCGAACCGCCAAAAGAGAUCAGCGAGGCUGUCCAGAAACGGCUCGACGAACUGGAAAGGAAAAUUGCCGACAGCAACCGCGACGACGAUGGGCCUUCCCAGGGUCUUCGCCUCAUCCUGCAAGCCCGGCAAUGCAAAGAACUUGGCGACGAGGAAGGCGCCCUCCGCGCGUACGAGGAGGCAUUGCGCUUCUUUCCGGGCCAGGCCAAGCUUCUUCGCAAGAUCCAGAAGCAAAAGGUCAUCCUUGGUAUUGUCGAUGAAGAAAAGCCGCAGCAGGCGCGAGUAAAACCCGCCCCCGCGGCAAGCACGGAUAGCGACUUUCACGGUACGGAUGGCGAUGUGGACGACGACGGCGACAGCCUCGCAGAGGAAAAGACGGCGCGCGCACCGCGCAAAAAGAAGCAGGUCCGGAGGACGGUAGCAUCAGAUGCCGAAUACCCACCGGAGCAUCUGACGCCGCGCAAGAAGCAGCUCCUCGAUAUUGUCAACUCGCGCAACACGGAGCUGAUCAUGAGCCUGACGGGGUUCGGAGCAAAGAAGGCGCGCGAUCUGGUCGAGAACCUGGCGCUGCUUGCCGUUGAUGGUGACAGCGACGCUCCGCAGAUCAGCAGCUUGGCGCAGUUGCGGUCAGUUCCCGGGAUGGGCGGGCGGACCGUAGACAGGGCGUACGAGGGGCUUGGUGCAGGCGCACCCGAGACUGUCACGGCGUAG